This is a messenger RNA of Prunus armeniaca (apricot), 795 nucleotides long. Lineage: Eukaryota; Viridiplantae; Streptophyta; Magnoliopsida; Rosales; Rosaceae. The record is from the annotation of a GenBank genome assembly.
AUGUCAUCUGUGAUAGCACGAACAGGGCGGCAUCGGCAACGCUAUGAGAGCAAUUUUCGCCUUGUUUCUGGGAGCCUGGAGGAGGAAAAGCAUCUCCAGGUGGCAAGUUCUAUGAUAUGUAUUCCUUACCGGAUAACAGAAGACGAUGAAGAUCAUCACAACGGCGAUAUUGAAAACAGGAUACAAGUUCUUAUGGUUUCAUCACCAGACCGUGAUGACAGAGUGUUCCCAAAAGGUGGAUGGGAGGAUGAUGAGACUGUCUUAGAAGCUGCUUGCCGUGAAGCCUUUGAGGAAGCAGGGGUGAAGGGAACACUAAGAGAAACUCCUCUGGGAGUCUGGGAGUUCAGAAGCAAAAGUAGCCAGAAAAUAGAAAGCCUGGAAGGAGGCUGCCGAGGGUACAUGUUUGCAUUAGAGGUCACUGAAGAGCUUGAGAGCUGGCCAGAGCAGCAAAACCGUGAUAGAAAAUGGCUAAACAUAAAGGAGGCAUUUAGACUGUGCCGGUACGAAUGGAUGUGUAGAGCAUUGGAGGAGUUUGUGAGAGUUAUGGAAGUUUCUGAUGAUGAUGAGGGUGGAAAAAUUGAGAUAGGAGGAGAAGAGAAAGGGGAGGCGUCUGCCAAUGUCAAUGCCAUGCCUAGUGUUCCUGCUGUGACAGAUCAUCAUGUGGUGGCUGAAUGUCAAAUAGUGUCCUCAAACUGUUGCAUAGAGAUAAAGCCUUCUUCUACUAGUCAACAACUGGUCAUAUCAGUUCAUUGUCAUGGCACCUGGCUUUCAAGGGGUUUGCCAUUGAGUCAUUGA